Paramecium pentaurelia is the source of this 696-nucleotide messenger RNA. Lineage: Eukaryota; Ciliophora; Oligohymenophorea; Peniculida; Parameciidae. The record is from the annotation of a GenBank genome assembly.
AUGUUAAUCUUAGCUGGAAUGAAGUUAAAAGAUUUAUCAGAAUAAACUUAAUAGCUUCAAUAAAAUAUUAAACAUUUAGAUGUUUCUGUAAUAUCUUUUUUGUCAUUUUAGAGUAAUCUAUUAAAGUCUGGAAAAGAUUUUAAUAUGUUUCCAAAUUUAGAAACCUUAAUCAUAGAUAAUAAUUACUUUUUCAGAUUAGAUGAUUUCCCAAUUUUACCAAAUUUGAUCACACUUAGUGCAAAUAAAAAUACAUUCAAUAAUUUUGACAUGUAAAAUCAAUAUAUAUAUAUAUAGGUUUAUACAACAUUGUAAAGAAAAGUUUCCAAAACUAACACAUCUAAGUUUAAUAAAAAAUCCUAUAUGCCCCAUGUUUACUUAAGGAGAAGAAGAAUAUGUUAAGUAUGUUAAAAUUUUAUCAAUAGUUAUCGAGCUAAAUUCAUUCAGGAACUUCCUUUAUUAAAGAAUAUAGAUGGUACUCCUGUAAAUCCAUAAGAAGCUGAUCCUAAUUUUUGGAAAUAAUAAUAGUAAAUCAAAUAACAGCAAAUAUAAGUAUAAAUUUCUGUUUAUUGUUUGUAGAAUUAUGAUGAAUAGAAGAGAGGAACUAUAGAUUAUAAUGCAAAAUACUAAAAACCUAAUAGUAAAACUGUAAAAACAAAAAGUGAAGGAAAUAGAUUUGUAAAAAAUACACAUUUAUGA